Messenger RNA from Symbiodinium pilosum, 402 nucleotides. Lineage: Eukaryota; Dinophyceae; Suessiales; Symbiodiniaceae. The record is from the annotation of a GenBank genome assembly.
AUGGCUGCCCGACGAAGAUCCACAGUGGGUCUUGGCCUGCUCUUGAUCACAUGCGUGGGCCUCGCUUUUGUCAACGGGGGCCGCCCUCUUGGCACUCCAGCACCACCAGCACGGUCCCAGGUGGCCAUGAAGGUGGGUCCUGUGCCAGUCCAGCUGCCAUUCAUGAGCGAACCGAUUGAUGGCUGGACCUUCGCCACGUGGAUGAUGGGCCUCUUCCUUGCCGUCGCGGCUUUCGGCGUCUUCCAGGUCUGGCGGCUCAUGUUUAGCGAUGAGCUGGGAAGCUACGAGGAGAUCAAGUGGGGAGGUGGUAGGCCACCCAAGGAGUACGUGGAGGAAAUGAAGAGGAUCGAGGCUCGGCGAAAGCGGAAGUACCUGGACCUGAAGAGUGUCUCAACAGAGUGA